AACAAUACUUAAUGAUUGAGAAUAUCCCUCUAUAUAUACAUCCCUUUCCCCAUAAACCUUGUGAUGAAGGUGUAGACACAAGGCAUGGAUGAGUUCAUGAAUCCUUACUCCGAAGUUCACAAUCAGUUACUAUCCCACAAUUCCAAGAGAAUAAUGAAGUUCCUUCUUAAAUGUUCUCUGUUCUGUGCUUUGUUUUCUGUACUACUUCCUUUACACCUUCACUCCUUGAAACCAUUCCUCAUGCAAUUCUAUAGCUACACCGUCGUCGACAAGACCUACAUCUUCCUUCUCUGCAAUGGCCUUUUGCUUUUAAUAGCCAUGUCUUCUUCACCACCAACCACUCAUCAAACCAUACAACGUCCCAUUCCCAUUCACAUAGAGAAAAGUACCCAGUUAGAAUUCAACGUAUCAUGCAUUGAAGCACCGGUUGCUGCUGAAAACGUUGAUGAAACUGAGUCCCCACAAGAAGAAGAAAAGGUUUUGACGAUUGCUGAACAAGAGAAUGCGGUCUCAGAUACGCAAGAAGAAGAUAAAGAGGAGAGAAACGCCCUUGUGAAAAUUGAUGAACAUGAGCACAGUGCGGAUGACACUGAAGAGUUAAACAAGAAAUGUGAAGAUUUCAUUAAAAGGAUGAAAGCAUCGUUUUCUGAGCCAAGAGCUGAUUACAGUUUUUAUUAUAAUAAUCAGAAAUCGCUGGUGGUUGUUAAUUAAGUAAUUGGGCAUCUCAGAGUUUCGCUUUUUUUCACUCCCUUUUUUCUCUCAACAUUUUCUUUCUUUUCCGCUUAACUAAUAGGGUGUCUUAGUUAUACAAGUUUUUGGUUCUUGAAGCCACCAAGAUUUUUGCUUGUAGGAAUUAAAUCCCUGUCUAAAUAAUUCUCUCAGACUAUGUUCUGUUCUCUGUUCCAAUGGAAAGAUUAAGC
This is a messenger RNA of Abrus precatorius (Indian licorice), 920 nucleotides long. RefSeq lists its product as uncharacterized. NCBI's taxonomy places the organism in Eukaryota, Viridiplantae, Streptophyta, Magnoliopsida, Fabales, Fabaceae. The coding region runs from base 85 to 711 and encodes 208 amino acids. The record is from RefSeq and is a predicted model, not a curated record. The transcript has a single exon.